GCACACAGCCCUGUGGGGGGUAAGGUGUUGUAGGGCCUCUUGAGGUCCAGCUGCAGCAGGUUACCCAGCAGGGGAAGUGGUCUGGGUCCCGGGGGCUCCUUCCUGUCUUCCUUUGAGCUGUGGUUGGAGGAGGAGGAGAUGAGGUAGAUGAGCAGCAGGACCACCAGAGCCCCCAACAGGGAGACAGAACUGGAGGACUGGAGAAAAAGGUCUAACACCCCCAUGACUAUAAAACAAACUGUGUUUGGAAGCUGCCAACACAGCUGACUGAUUCUGUUUCCUCGUGGAGCGUUCGGCUCAGUUUCACCAGUGAGAGGUCAUUUUUGUCCAUGUCAGCUGAAGGGGAUGGGCCAUAUGUGAAAAAUGUCAAUGUUAGUAAAUAUUUACUUUCCUGGCAUUUGUCCAACAAGGCUUUUUGUCGUUUAACUAUAUGUUCAUGCUUUUAAGUGAAUGAGAAGGAGACAGGGCUUAAAGGUUAACAAGCGCGGAGAAGAGGAAUGGAGGAUUCGCAAACUGACAAACGACCUCACAAACCCCCAUCCCAGUCCACCUCUCAAAGGUGGAAGUGGAAUCAGAAUUAACAAAUCAGCAGCUCAGAAGGUGUAGCCUGAAGAAAACAUGUCUGUCUGAAGUGCACAGCUGUGGUCCCACUUACCUGUCCAGGUAAAACUCACCUCUUCACUUCCGUGAAUCCCUGGACAGACUUAUUAUCUCUUGCUUAUCAUAUCAGUGUUACAAUAUGACAUUUAAGAUAACAGAAGUGCAAACUCAUCACUGAAGUCAUGAUACAAACCAAGCUUUGUUCUGAAAGGUGCUGACAAGUGUUUUACUCCCCAUUCUGGGCAAAAUAAUCCACACAUUAGCCCUACCCCAGAGCUGGGCUGUUUUGUUUACUUACAGUUACAUAAGGCAGCUCCCCGAGACAAAUCACUCACGGUGCCAAAGGCGGCUGGCGUGACACUUGAUACUCGCAAGGAAACAUUUUCUUCUGAAGUCAUGGGGGUGUUAGACCUUUUUCUGCAGUCCUCCAGUUCCGUCUCCCUGUUGGGGGCUCUGGUGGUCCUGCUGCUCGUCUACAUCAUCUCCUCCUCCAGCUUUAGCUCCCAGGAUGACAGGAAGGAGCCUCCGGGACCAAAACCACUUCCACUACUUGGUAAUCUGCUGCAGCUGGACCUCAAGAAGCCCUACAGCACAUUAAUGGAGCUUUCCAAGAAAUAUGGAUCAGUGUUCACCGUUUAUUUAGGACCCAAAAAAGUGGUGGUUCUGGCUGGAUACAAGACGGUGAAGGAGGCACUUGUUAACAAUGCAGAAGAGUUUGGUGAAAGAGAUCCGCUGAUAUUAGCACAAGAAAAUAACCAAGGACAUGGUGUUAUAUGGUCCAAUGGGGAUUUAUGGAAGGAGAUGAGGCGCUUUGCCUUGACAAACCUGAGAGAUUUUGGGAUGGGCAAGAAGGCAUGCGAGGACAAAAUCAUUGAGGAAUGUGGCUACCUCCUUGAAGUGUUUCAGAAAUUUAAAGGAGAAGCUUUUGAUACAACCCAACCAAUGAACUAUGCAGUCUCUAAUAUUAUCUGCUCCAUCGUCUAUGGCAGCAGAUUUGAAUAUGAUGACCCGGAGUUUACAUCCUUGGUAGAUCGAACAAACAGAAAUAUUCAACUUGUUGGCUCUCCGUCACUGCAGUUGUACAACAUGUUCCCAUGGAUCGGCAAAUUGAUGAAUGCCAAUAAGGAAUUGCAAAAGCUGAUUUCUGCCAACAAAGAACAGAACUUAAGGCUGUUCAGCCGUCUGAAGGAGACCCUCAAUCCACAGUUGUGCAGAGGCUUUGUGGAUGCCUUUCUGGUCCAAAAGCAAAAUCUGGAGGAAUCUGGGACCAAUAUAUACUUCCACAACAACAAUCUCAUGUCGACAGUCCUGAACCUUUUUGCUGCCGGCACUGAUACAACAGCAACUACAUUAAGAUGGGGGCUUCUGCUUAUGGCAAAGUACCCAAAAAUACAAAACCAGGUCCAGGAGGAGGUGAGCAGGGUGAUAGGAAGUCGCCAGGUGCAGCUUGAGGACAGGAAGAACAUGCCCUUCACAGACGCCGUCAUCCAUGAGACUCAGAGACUGGCCAACAUCGUCCCCAUGGCAAUUCCUCACAGAACGAGCCGAGACGUCACCUUCCAGGGUCACUUCAUCAAGAAGGGGACCACAGUGUAUCCUCUCCUGACGUCCGUCCUGUAUGAUGACACUGAGUGGGAGAAGCCACGCAGCUUUCAUCCCGCUCACUUCCUGGACAAAGACGGGAAGUUCGUCAAGCGAGACGCCUUCAUGCCGUUUUCUGCAGGUCGCAGGAUUUGUCUUGGAGAGAGUCUGGCCAAGAUGGAGCUCUUCAUCUUCUUCACCACCCUCAUGCAGCACUUUCGCUUCACUCCUCCACCUGGAGUUUCAGAGGACGACCUGGAUCUGACUCCACGUGUGGGCUUCACCCUCAACCCUUCACCUCACAAACUGUGUGCUGUUUCCUGUAUGUGAACAGCAGGUGCUGAAAAUGUUUGGCUCACUGUCAGCACAUCAACUAAAUUACAUUCAAAAGUGCAGGUUUUGAUUUGAAAUUAUAUUCCAUGUAGUGCAACACCACUGAUUAUGUUCAAUAUCAACAACGUAAUAAAGUAAAUGCCAGAUUGUU
Messenger RNA from Scatophagus argus, 2665 nucleotides. RefSeq names its product cytochrome P450 2K1-like. The record is from RefSeq and is a predicted model, not a curated record. Gene Ontology annotation, molecular function: heme binding; iron ion binding; oxidoreductase activity, acting on paired donors, with incorporation or reduction of molecular oxygen, reduced flavin or flavoprotein as one donor, and incorporation of one atom of oxygen. Gene Ontology annotation, biological process: xenobiotic metabolic process. The coding region runs from base 997 to 2511 and encodes 504 amino acids. Lineage: Eukaryota; Metazoa; Chordata; Actinopteri; Scatophagidae. The transcript is spliced from 10 exons. Gene Ontology annotation, cellular component: cytoplasm; intracellular membrane-bounded organelle.